Molecule: messenger RNA, 1317 nt
Organism: Sodiomyces alkalinus F11
Lineage: Eukaryota; Fungi; Ascomycota; Sordariomycetes; Glomerellales; Plectosphaerellaceae
Product: zinc finger protein
Exons: 3
Coding region: 1-1317 (438 amino acids)
Biological process (GO): regulation of transcription by RNA polymerase II
Cellular component (GO): transcription regulator complex; PcG protein complex
Molecular function (GO): DNA-binding transcription factor activity, RNA polymerase II-specific; RNA polymerase II cis-regulatory region sequence-specific DNA binding
Source: RefSeq, a predicted model, not a curated record
AUGGCAGCUAUGCAGCAACCACAUCAUGGCUCGGGAGCCACGUCCGAUCGCCAAAUGCCACAACUUCCCCAGCUCACUGCGAGGAAUUUGCCGGAACCUCCCAUGGACCGUGCUGGUUCUCCACAUGGCUCCGAGCAUUCUCGUUACUCGGCUCCUCGUUCGACCCUUGACGGCAUGCACAGGUAUCCUUCUCCCAGCCCCAUGCACGGUCCGCCGAUGACAAUGCCCAUGCCUGGCCACGGACAGCAGCAACACAUCGCACCCCCGGCCAUCACCAUGAUUCUUCCUGGGGCACCCCACGACAUGGCCAUGCCCAAGACUUCAUCUGCCCCCCAGGCCCAGGUCAAGGCCUUCCCGUGCAGUACUUGCGGCAAGCGAUUUGCCCGAAGGAGUGACCUCGCCCGUCAUGAACGCAUCCACAGUGGCAUUCGACCCCAUGUUUGCGACUUCCCUCAGUGCGGCAAGCAGUUCAUUCAGCGAUCUGCCCUGACUGUGCACCAGCGUGUCCACACGGGAGAGAAGCCGCACAUGUGCGAGCGUUGCGGGAAGCCGUUUAGUGACAGCAGCUCCCUCGCCCGCCAUCGUCGCAUCCAUUCGGGAAAGCGACCGUACAAGUGCCCAUAUGCCGAUUGUCAGAAGACAUUCACACGCCGUACAACCUUGACGCGGCAUCAGAACCAUCAUACCGGGACCGUGGAAGAAGCAGCGGCAGCAACGGCGGCGGUUUUGGCUGCGCGCACCAGCGCAAAGCCAGGCUCGGUGCGCUCUGAUGGAGAAGGCAUAUCCAACCACGGAUCACCGCUGACGACGCCUUCGCCCGGUCAGCGGACUCUCUCCAUGUCCCCUAGUGCCGAUCAGAUGCAGCGGAACAAUGCGGAGUUCCAGUACAUGGGCAAUGCCUCCCUCCCUGUUCACAUGCAACGCGACAUGCACGUGGGAAGCCCCGUGCCCACGACCUCGGCAGCAUACAGCAACGGAAUCCGACCUACCUCGCAUCCCACUGGGUAUGGCAUGAUCCCGCCGCAAACCUUGGAGCCGAGUGUGGAGCAGCACUCGGGUGCAGGAAGUGCCGGUGGAAGCCCAGCUAUGGGAAGCAUGGGCUGGCAGUCUCCUUCUCACGUGGCUUCGCCCUCGCACAGCGGCAACGGCAACGGCUACAUGUACCCGGAACCCGAGAGCUAUCCCUCGGGUCCGACCCUGAGCGGCCAGAUGUUCUACGGCAACCCUGCUCCAGUCCGUCGGCCGCAGAGCACGGAACCCCCGACCGGGUAUGACGUUAAGCCGCGUCACAACGAGGUGUGGACGAGUGCCCAUUAG